AUGGGGCACGCCCACUUCUGCCAACGGCUCUUUCAGCUCGACGUGAAUCACGACGGCAAGGUCGAGAGGUCCGGCAAGGCUGCGAAGGCCGGCAAGCUGGACUACAUCGCCGCCAGGGAGGCGGAGGCAGAGCUCGCCAGGGAGGCCGGCAGCGUUGGCGGCGUGGAGGACGAGGCCACAGCGGCCGUGGAGGAGAGGGAGCUCGCCCAGCGGGCGGAAUCCGCUGGGGAGGCCAGCAGCACCGGCACUAGGGCCCCUCUUAUUGAAGAUGUGGUCAACGAGUCGACUGAGGAGGAGGCCGAGGCCAUUGACCUGCCGGCUGCAGGGAGGAGACACGUCCUGUGUCGGGCCGACUCUGGCGAGCCGGUACGGCCCGGCAAGACUGUGCAGCGACAAGAGGCCCCGGAGGAGUCCGUGCGCCAGACGAGGGCCGCAGCAGCGAAGAAGGCGGUGAAGACCACGGUGGCGAAGAAGAAGGCGAUCGCCUCUUCUUUGUCCAAGAGUCCUCGGACUCCACCCGCUUCCCCUCCUCCCGCCGAUGCCGACACGGAGGUCGUCUUCGACUUUGGGGACAUGGAGACACUGGCACAGAGGGUGGCGAAGAGGUCCAAGGCCUCGACGGGCGACAAGCCCCCGGCAGGAGAGGAACGGCAGCAGGAGGAGCCGCUGAGGGCUACCCUCAACACGCCACCCCCCUCGGCCAUGCGGCCCCAAAGGGCGUCCCCGGCAAGAGCACCUUCCACCGAGCCCACGCCCAUGGAGGAGGAGACAGACUUGGGGGCCGGUGGUCCCACCCUGGCAACGAAGGUUGGCGGGGAGGGCGCCACUUCUUCCCAGCCUGGCGCAGAUCCUCCCCUGAUGGAUCAGGAGAACGUCGACGCCAUUAUCGGGGAGGUCGCCAAGGAUGAUGAGGCCGAGGCCACCAAGAUUGCCGCCGAAGAGGCCGCCAAGACCGCCGAGGAGGAGGCUGACAAGGGAUCCGCCGGGGGCGCCGGUGGGGCCGCUGCCGAAGAGGCCGGCAAGGCCGCUGCCGCCGAGGAGGCUGGCAAGGCCGCUGCCGGAGAGGAGGAGACGACCAUCCCUCCUCGUCCACAAUCUCUGCCCCGGGUUGUUGAUGAACCGAGCACCGGCAGCAGCGAUUCUCAAGAGGAGCGGCUUCUCUGGGCUAUGGGUGCCAACUUUCGGAAGCUCCACGCGCUCCACCGCACCUGCCAAGACAAGAUAAGAUCCAGGAUGGCCGUGGUGGACAAAGCAGAAGCAGAUUUCAAGGAGCGCGUUACUGAGACGCAAGCCUGGCUUCGCGACACCCACCAGGAACUGAAGGACAUCCAAGGCGAGCUGGCCUAG
Molecule: messenger RNA, 1347 nt
Organism: Aegilops tauschii subsp. strangulata
Lineage: Eukaryota; Viridiplantae; Streptophyta; Magnoliopsida; Poales; Poaceae
Source: RefSeq, a predicted model, not a curated record